Messenger RNA from Phymastichus coffea, 4764 nucleotides. RefSeq names its product cortactin-binding protein 2-like. Gene Ontology annotation, molecular function: protein binding. The record is from RefSeq and is a predicted model, not a curated record. Bases 2621 to 4276 code for a protein of 551 amino acids. Lineage: Eukaryota; Metazoa; Arthropoda; Insecta; Hymenoptera; Eulophidae. The transcript has 10 exons.
UAUACUUUGCGUAGAUAAUUAGCGAGCGAGGUUUCUUUGUCGAACCACGAGUCUCAGUCUGGAUUGAUACUACUGGCACAGAGCGACAUUUGUUGCUCCAAGCGCCUUCAACAUUUUCCAAUUUCAAUGUUCAUCUGCUAAGAUCUAAACUGCGUUGCCUGUCCUUCACUGCCCUUUCAUCAAUUUCGAGCUUUCAAACAUUCGCAUCAACGUUGACUAUCGGUGUUCAAGUGGCGCUACCCAAAUGAAAACUCUUUCGAACGGCAUGCCAUGACUAACCAAUGAGCAUUCGCUACUUCUCUUCGCAACUAACAGCCGAGCAUUUCACUAGCGACUUGCCAGUAGUAUUCCCUAGCGUGGGACGAGCAGAGAGCAGAGAAAUUCUAUUUUUCACUUCUGUGAUUGUUAUCGACUCGUCGUUGUUAUGACUUGCGAUUUUUUAUGUUGUCUUGAAACCUAGACAAAUCUGUCGGGCCAAUGGACGAGGACGAGACGCAACGAUCCAGCAAUUGUUUUCGCUCUUUCUCGGGAUGUACUUCACGUAGAUUGAUUUCCGAAUGCUCCGUACCGAGGCGCUUUCGAAUGCGCAAUACUUGCCUUUAUCGAGUUUUUCUAGACUAUUUUGACGAUCGAAUGCGAGCUGCAGGAGAAAAAGCACUGAGCAGGCUUUACGAGUGCUCUUGUUGAAUAAUAUUCUGCAAUCCGAGAGAAUGAGUACAAUAAGUAUAAGCGUUAAUCUAGAAAUCAGUGCGUCAUUAGGUUUUACGUGCAAUUACUUGAACGUCUUAUCGAGUAUUCGCAAGAAUGCCACAAAAUCCACUGCUGUUUUUAAUAUCAAGAAUUUUUUUAACCUACAAGGAUAUCAAUAUACAUUAUAUAAAAUGUUCAGACUUAUCCGAUAAAAUGAGCAAGAUAAAACGAGUGAAUCUCUUGUACUUUGUGCCAUACAGUACUUUUUAGCUUAUUUAGCGUACAUAUUAAAUAAGCCAACGACUCUCGCCGCAAAAUGAUAUAUGCAUAUAUCAACACUAUUGUGAAUAGUAAUAUAAAAAUUCAAUUGUUGUUAAUUGUUGCCAAAUACACACGUUAGUCAUUGACAAUGUAUAAAUAAAUUAAACGAAAGAUUGGGCUUCUGCAAAGGCUCGACUCGAGUUCAAUAGUUGUUUCGCGUGAAUUUCUACGAAUAUGACAUAUUAUGUCCAUAUUGGAAUAAUGGCCAGUUUAGAGCUGAAUGCUCGGAACUUGAGGCUCGGUAAGCUCGGGCCACUCGAGCUUUUUGUAGAAGCCUAGACGAAGGACGAACCGACAACGUAUAGAUCGCAAAUGAAUUAUCGAGCAGAGAAACGAUAUAUCACGAAAGCAGAGACAGAGAGAACAGGUAUUUUCUACAUUGCGAGCGACGCCGCGGCGCGGUUCGCGCGCGCUCUCGACUGAGCGAAAUGGGUCACGAGGCGCUGUCCAAGCGCGAAAGGCAAAGCAAGGCGGAUCGGUGCGAAAAAAAGAAAAAAAAAGAGCGAGAAGGAGAAGGAGACGAGAGAAAAGAAUGGACAGCGGCGUGUGCGCGCACGCGCUUGAAAAUUCGACGCCGAUUGAAAUAGACGACCUAGGCACAGUUGGCCGUGGGAGCGUUGUCGCCGAUGGGCCUAGACGUUGUCAGUCCGCGGCGAGUGCGCGCCCGCCAACAAGUUGGCAUUUUCUUGCACGUUUUUCAUCUCUUUUUUUUCGCUCUCGCUUUUUCCGUUCGUUUUCUUUGCUCGCCGGUAACCGCGGCAAACGCGAGAUAAGCGCCGUGCCAACGGCCCGACACUAAAAUUAGCCGGCGAUUGCACAAACUGCUCACCGAAAUAGAGAGCCGACGGUCGUCGAGCGACGCGUGUGAUGUGUGACGCGGCUCUAUUUAAAAGUGCAGGCCCGAAUUAUCACGAUAGCCGCACGAUCCGCGUGCGUGUGUGCAUGUGUGCACGUGCAUCGAAUUUCAAGUUGUGUCAUCUAACACGUGCAGCUGCAACUGCGGAGCCGAAGCCGCCGACGUUGUCGAUUAUUAUUGCACCCUCUCACGCGCUCUUACGCGCUCUUACGCGCGCACACGCGACAGGUAUAAAAAGCCAACUCGUCAACAGACCGACUUUCAGUUAUCUUUAGUUUCUUUCUUCGCUCGUUGACCAUUGUGUUUGCCUUACCUGAGUGACUGAGUGUGUGUGUAUACCUACAUAUAUAGAGAUAUAUACACGAGACGAGUAGCCGCCGAGGAAGCGAUUUGAUCUAGACAUAUCAAUAACCAAUGCUCUGUUUGCAAUUACGCUCUUCGUUGACCCUCUUAGCCAACAAAGAAACCCAGUGCCCGAGCGAUCAAGUUGGAUCGGGGCUUUCGGGCAAGUAGCGGCCGAAGGCAAGUGGUGCUGAUAGUCGCGCGCGUGCGUCGUUCAGGCGGCAAGUGGUUAGGCGAGCGAGCGAGACCGGCCUGCAUUUUGAACUUUGGCCCAGUGGGUGAUCAACCUCUCCGCCUGCUCGGCCGCCGCUGGCCAAUACGAGCGCAAGCCUGCCACGCAGUGCUCACGCGACGCGAGUGACUCGACAGUGAGAGCAGCCGACGGGCCGGCGGACGCCGCCUCGGCGUGGAAUGAGGAUAACGAGCGACCGAGCGAUCGCGGACAGCGGCCGCGGCAGCGCGAGUCAGCGGGCGCCGGGGACCAUGGCCACUAGGGCGCCGCCGAGGCAGCAGCAGCGGCACCAGCAGCAGCGACAGCAGGAAGCAGUGCUCACGCGGACGGCGCGCUGCUCGCAGAAGGUGCGGAAGAUCACGGCGGAGAGCGGCGGAGGCGCGAGCGCCGGUGGCGCCAGGCAGCAGCGGCCUCGAAAUAGCGCAGACGGCGGCGGCGGCGGCGGCGGCGGCGGCGCAGUCCUGCAGUCCAGUAGCGCGAGCGCAGCGGGCCGCAACGCCACGGGACGAGCCGCCUCGCCCGUGCUCUCGCAGUCGGGCCGCCGCCAGGCCGCGCCUCCCCGGAGCCGCAGCCCCAGCCCCAGCACCCGCGGGCCCGCCGGCCAGCCGGCCCCGGCGCCGACCUCGCUGCUCGCGGGCCUGCUGCGCAGGCAGCGCCGCGCCGCCGAGCCCGCGCCCGCGCCACUCGGGCCGCAGCCUCGCAAGUGCGUGUCCUUCGGCGCGGACGCGGCCGAGCGCCCGCGGGCCGCCACCGGGCGGCCGCGCCGGCCGGCGCACGAGGCCAGGCUCUACCGCAAGGGAGUGCUGCAGGAUCGGCAGAGCCGCGGCUCGCGCGAGGCCGCCGCCGACGACGGCAAUCUGCCCUUGUCCUGGGAGGAGUGCCUGGGGGGGCCGCGGGCCCUCCUGGGGGCCGCGCACGACGCCGACGACGAGCUGGUCCAGCGGAUCGUCAACCUCGCCAACAAGGCGGGCCUGGGCAACAUCCAGCUGAACGCCCAGGACAACAGCGGCCGCACGGCGAUCAGCUACCUGGCGGGCAACGGCAGCGCGCUGGUGCUCGAGGCCUGCCUCGCGCUGCCCGGCUGCGACGCCAACCUGGCCGACAACGAGGGCAACGCGCCGCUGCACUUCGCCGCGCAGGCUGGCCAGACCGAGUGCCUCAACAUCCUGCUGCAGCGCUGCCCCGACAUCGAGGUGGACGCCAGGAACAACCUCGGCUUCACGCCGCUCAUGAAGGCCGGCCUCCAAGGCAGGACCAAGUGCGCCAAGAUCCUGCUGUUUGCCGGUGCCAAUCCUACGCUGCGGGACCACGGCCGCGGGCUGCGCGCGGAGCAGUGGGCCAGGUUCUGCUGCAGGUACGUGUGCGCCGACGUGAUCGAGCGCUUCGCCCGGCACCGGCUGCUCGAGAAGACGACCUCGUGCCGCUGGGGCAGCGAGCCCGAACUCGCCGCGCAGGUGCUCCAGGGCAAGCUGGUACCGGUGCCGCCGACGCCGGUGCAGGCGCCGCCGCCGGCGGGCGGCCUAAGGUCCAAGAUCCGACGGGUGUUCCGCACCACCUCCAACACGGACAAGACGAGCUUCUCGCUGGUGUCGCAGCUGACGAGCGCCGCGCUCUGCGCGAGCAGCCCGGUGCUGCCCAAGCCCGGCGACGUCUCGCCCGCGGUCAAGAGCCUCCUGCGCCCGCUCAGCGUGCCCCAACUGAGGAUAACGCUCGUUGCGCCCCAGGACGUGGUCGCCGAGAAAACGCCCGACAAGUGCAGUCACGGCACGACUUUCACCGAAAAAAUCGAAAGCACAAUGGUCAAACCACCACGAACGAAAAAGAACAGUAAAUAGUUAAAAAUCCGCGGCUGUUCUUCUUCCCUAUACACUGCGUCGCAUCCGCCCGCGCCUUGACAUCUUUAUCAUCCAAGAUUUAGCGCUGCUAUAUUCAACAUAACGGGCGCGAUGAUGCACUUUGCCGGCAUACGCUGCCCCCACUUGUUAAUAUAUCCUCACAUGCAUACAUAUGGUAUUUUCCUUGCAUUGCCAACCAAUUUAUCGUUCUAGCUGUAAACAACAAGUACUACGUACUUGAUCAAUUUUUACACAAGUGCCCGCUGUCUCUCUGUCGACAGACUAUAAUUAUACAUUGAUACAUGUACCAUUAUUAUCAUCCAGCGAAGUUAAUCACGUUCAUUUUGGUAUUAUACAAAAGUGUACAAUGCACAAGUUUGGUCCUGGCAUUUUUGUACGGAGAAACGUCAAACUGUUGUCUUAUAUAAUAUACAUAUACUGUUAUAUAUUUGUUUAAAUACAUUCGUUCCAACGUAUCAAUUGUAAAU